Molecule: messenger RNA, 2297 nt
Organism: Kockovaella imperatae
Lineage: Eukaryota; Fungi; Basidiomycota; Tremellomycetes; Tremellales; Cuniculitremaceae
Exons: 12
Coding region: 121-2046 (641 amino acids)
Source: RefSeq, a predicted model, not a curated record
AAUACGACUUGUACAUAUCUACAGAGAUAACAUCAACAGCAUCGAGUGGGGGCCAGACACUCUGUGCAGACCCAUUCAUCUCUCUCUUCCUGCCCUCUUUAUCCCACUGGACCAUCCCGUAUGGGCUCUCUACUCCCCCAUAACACCCUGUUCACGCGGUCGUUCACUCGGACAUCGUCACCUCCGCAGCUCAGUACUCGGUCCUCCCGUUCCUCUUAUACAUCAUACCGUCGAUACUUUAUCCCAUUCAUCUGUCUAUCCGUCCUGAUCUUCUACGAGUGCUGGGUCAGACACCUCCAAUCUCAGCUGCACACAGCUCGUUCAUCCCAACAAGUCGUCUUUAUCGGCAAUGGAGCCCCUCUCGGAGAAAUACAACAUGGCUCAGCUUCCAUCAAGAGAUUGAGGAAUGCCUAUGCGUUUAAACGGAGACGCGAAGACCUCGUCAAGAGACUACCAGGUCCUCUCAUUGGCCAGAUAGUUCCGGAUGAUGUGUCCACUGGGUCGAACGAAGCAAGUGGGACUUGGCUCAAUGUCCCUCAUUCUCAAGUGGAGAUAAUCGGGUCUUGGCUCAAUGGAGUUUUCCAGAUCAACAAAAAUGACAAUCGUUUGGCUAGGACCGGUCUGAAUUGGACCAUGGACGAUGAGGAAAGGUUGAACGCAGAGGUGGAUAGUCAUUGGCCAGCUUGGUGGGCCAAUGCGGACAAAGUGGCCAGCCCAUGGGAUUACAAACCCAGAGAUAGAGAGGAACAGGUCAGGAUGUUGUUCUUGACUGACUAUAAAGACUAUCUUGAGCGAAUGAACUCCCACACUUAUGAAAUCGUCGAUGCUGCAUUACGUAUACCAUACCUCAAAGUCGACGUCUGGGGUCCUGGAUGGGCAGGAUACAAUCGGUCUUUAUCCGUUGCGGCAAACGUCAGGAGGAGACAGUGCAGACUACAACAGCAGGCGCUGUCAAAGGCGAAGAGAAUGGUCGAUCAGGUGCCUCUCGCUGCUGGUCAAGCAUUGAGUAGAUAUGCUCGGGAAGAGGAGAGAGACACAGAUACUGCCAUUGACGAGCUCAUGUCGGAAUCCGAAGACCUCGAUUGCGGAUGUACGGACAAGAGCUUUGAUGUCGUUUGGACUAUCUCCGAUAUUUUCUCUCGUCACGAUCCAUUGCUCGGUCCGUUGGAUUGUGGAUCCCUCCUUGUUCAACAAAUUGGUGACUGCCACAAUUUGGUCUGCUUCAACGAAUGGUACCCAUAUGCGAACAACAUCACCCUUUCCAAGUACGCCUUUGAGAUUGCGGAGAUCUUUGAUCAUGUCAAGGUCAAGGAGAGAUAUCCAGGGUACGAGAUGGGCAUUUUUGGACACAGCCCAGACUCUGGCAAUGAAUGGGACUUCUAUCCCAUGCCUUGGUCUGAGAAACAGGCCAACGUCACUGUCUUUGGGUAUCAGGGCUCUUUCUAUCCGAUCCGAUUCACUGUCUCUUUCAGCUUGGACUACGAUCCUGUGCCAUGGAUACGGAAGCACCCGCAUCCAGGCUACACCAUCGAUCAACAGGAUGAAGCCUUUAAAUAUCCAUUGGAGACGUACACUCGGGAACAUAAAUAUUACGCGGCUCAGGAAAGGAUACGAAGGGAAUUCGCCCAAAGCAUGAGAGAGUCUCAGAUCUGUCUCUUUGAUGCGAGUCUGGAAAAGAAGAUGAUCCGCAAGUUUGCCCAAGCGCUACUCAGUGGCUGUGUGAUCGCUGCAGACUUGCCCACCGAGCAGGAGCAAGCCCUUUCACGGUUCGUCAUCCCUUUAUCUGCCUCUUGGGAUAUGUCAAGGAUACAACAAGAGCUCUUGUGGUACUUGGAGCGGCCAGAGAAACUGGAGCAAAUGGCUCUUGACGGUUUCGUCUACGCUCGGCAACACUUGACCACGACGCGCAAAGUCGACGAUGUCGUUCGAAUGUCUGAAGAGCAUCGCGCUGGCGUUCGAGGCUAUGACUUUCCCUUCGGGUUCUCGUCAAAGUGCCGAAGGUACUGGAGUGAUGACGAUUCCUAUCGACCUCCGUGGUGUACAUAGUGUAUCGAACCUCGUUGGCGAUAGUGUGCACGCUCAGCCUUUCGACAGGGUAGACGGUCGGUCCUCCAACAUCGAGGUAUCAAUCUAGCUUCGUGCGACCCGGAUUCUCGGACGCUGUCCGGAACCCGCAAUCUCGUUUCCAGUAUUGCACGGCCUUGUGGCUCGACGCACCGGUGUGUGAUCAUCUUUUGGUAAAUUUACUUGUAGCUCUGUGUCCUGCCGUUGUAGUAGUAUCAAUCCAAAGAUAUGCA